GAUCAAUUGAUGACAGUUUAUUAGGGUUUACCAGAAUAAUCACCUUCUAGCUUCCUUGCUUCUUACUGAAGUUAGUUUGUACUCUAGCUCCAUUAAGUCCAUCCAGUUCGCUGGAUAUGCCAGUUGUACUCAGAAUUUGAACAUCAUGUAGAAAAUAAUCUCUUGAGGUUUAGGUUUUAUCAGCAUGAACAAACUUCCUAAAGUUGGAUUAAACAUCUUAUUGUUUCUUCAGGUGAACGGAAACAGUUCCUUAGCGAGUCUUGCUGGAGCCUUGCUGGUAUCCAUUUCAGAAAUCAUGGACUCUGUAGCAUGCAUAAAAGUAGAACAGGAAAAGUUCAUGGAUAUUGGGUGCUACUUUUACAGAAUUUCUCCAGUCAUAAUGGAGUUGCAGACAACAGAGAAUACCCCCAAAAAUGCCAAAGAGAUUCUUACCUCUCUAUCCCAAAGCAUUAAUAUGGCAAAAGAAUAUGUGGAAAGUUGCCAGCCUGUCUCGGAUGUGGAACUGAGAAGCAUAACAGCACAGGUGGAGAGGGCUGUCAAAGACAUGGGUGAAUGCCUGUGCUUGAUUCCAUCAUCUACAUUCGAGGGUGAGGAAUAUGUAGAAAUUGCAGUCCAGUCUCUUUCAGAAGAGAUGCAGAAUUUUCACUUUGAAGUCAGGCAACCUCAACAGCUGGAAUCCCAGAUGAUUUCUGCUGUGGAGCAGCCGAAGAAAGAAUUCACGAAGACAGAAUCAGAUCUUUACUCUAUCACUGUUGAAGUAUCCACAGAUAAUUCUCAGGUUUUGAGUAUGCCUAUUGAAAUCCUGAAAAGAACAAGCCAAAACAGCCAGAGAAAAUCUGGGAACGCAAGAAGAUACCUGACAGAAUUGUCACAGGUUGCUCAGUACCUUGAGCCUCUGUAUGAGACUUUCUUCUGUCCUUUAACAAAGGAGAUCAUGGAUGAUCCAGUAACCAUAGAAACUGGAAUAACAUAUGAGAGGCAGGCAAUUAUAGAGUGGUUUGAAUUAUCUGAAAGUCCAGAUAACAUCUGUUGCCCCAUCACAGGGAAGAAGCUGACAAGCAGAGUUCUAAGCACCAAUGUAGCUCUGAAGACUACAAUAGAUGAAUGGAAAGAGAGGAAUGAGGCUGCAAGGAUCAAGGUAGCCCGUGCUGCUUUGUCCUUAGCCAGUUCAGAUAGUAUGGUGAAAGAAGCAUUGAGAGAUCUGCAUCGCAUCUGCCAAGCUAAACCAUUCAAUAAGAUCCAAGUCUGCGAUGCUGGAGUGUUACCUUUACUUGGAAAGUUCCUGGAAUAUAAAGACGGAAGUAUUAGAUGUGCAACUCUGGAACUAUUGAGGCAACUGGCAGAGGAAGAUGAAGCACAGGUUUGAUACUCCCUUUUUAAUUUCCUGGCCUCUCUUUUUUCUAGUUGAAAAAUAACAAAGAACAUUUUCA
Messenger RNA from Rubroshorea leprosula, 1430 nucleotides. The record is from the annotation of a GenBank genome assembly. NCBI's taxonomy places the organism in Eukaryota, Viridiplantae, Streptophyta, Magnoliopsida, Malvales, Dipterocarpaceae.